AUGCUUAUCCGCCUUUCUACUGCUUUCAUUGUGCUCCUUGGCCUGACGACCAUUGUCAGCGCUGGGCCGCUGCCUCGUCACGGUGUUAAGCCUGAUGACACUGACAAGGCGCCGCCGAUUCUUCGUCACAGUGUUGAGCCCGAUGACACUCAGAAAAUGACGCCCGUAAGCCUCUCCUUGGGUUAA
This is a messenger RNA of Suillus fuscotomentosus, 186 nucleotides long. RefSeq lists its product as uncharacterized. NCBI's taxonomy places the organism in Eukaryota, Fungi, Basidiomycota, Agaricomycetes, Boletales, Suillaceae. The record is from RefSeq and is a predicted model, not a curated record. The coding region runs from base 1 to 186 and encodes 61 amino acids. The transcript has 3 exons.